CGUGUUUCUCACUCUGCCUUGACUCUGGCUGUGAUGUUAGCCUGUUUUCUUGGACACUCCUAGCUGUUAACCCCCUGCUUUGGUUAUUGCCACCAGCCGCGUCAGGAAACCAUGGCCGAGCAGGCCUCGGGAUCCCCCCGGUCGUCCCAACAUGACGGGGUUCUCAAGCAGCGAGUGGCAGCUUUGGAGCAGGAGAGGGAGGAGUUCAUCAAACUCAAGCAGCAGCUGGAGGCCGAGUUCAACCAGAAACGAGCCAAGUUCAAAGAGCUCUACCUGUCCAAGGAAGAGGAGCUGAAGAGGCAGGCGGCGUCGCUGGAGGGCGCCCAGGCUGAGCUGAGCUCCGUCCAGGCCCAGCUGGCUCAGGCCCGGGCCGAGAUGGAGAACAUCAAAGCGGUGGCCACCGUGUCGGAAAGCACCAAGCAGGAAGCCAUCGACCAGGUCCGCAGCCAGUGGCAGGAAGAGGUGGCCUCGCUGCAGGCCAUCAUGAAAGACACCGUCUGUGAGUACGAGGCCCAGUUCCACCAGCGGCUGGAGCAGGAGCGGACCCAGUGGAACCAGUACCGCGAGGCAGUAGAGAGAGAACUGGCCGACUUGAGACGCCGCCUCACUGAGGGCCAGGAGGAGGAGAACCUGGAGGACGAAAUGAAGAAAGCCCAGGAGGAUGCAGAGAAGCUGCGCUCUGUGGUGAUGCCCAUGGAGCAGGAAAUAGCAGCGCUGAAGGCCAAGCUCACCACAGCCGAGGAGAGGGUGAAGGAACUGGAGGCCUCCAAGGUGAAGGAGCUCAACCACGUUCUUGAGGCUGAGAAGUCGUGUCGCACCGACCUGGAGAUGUAUGUGGCCGUGUUGAACACUCAGAAGUCUGUCCUGCAGGAGGAUGCAGAGAAACUACGGAAAGAGCUUCAUGAAGUGUGUCAUAAGCUGGAGCUGGAGCGGCAGCAGCACAACCAGCUGAAGCACACAUGGCAGAGAGCCAAUGACCAGUUCCUGGAGUCUCAACGCCUUCUGAUGAGGGACAUGCAGAGGAUAGAGAGCGUGCUGUCUUCGGAACAGCUCCGCCAGGUGGAGGAGAUGAAGAAGAAGGACCAGGAGGAAGAUGAGAAACAGAGACUGAGCCAAGUCAAGGAGAUACAAGACGAGGACGGGGGAGAUCACACUGAACCUUCAGAGGACUUAUUCCUGGGGCUGAGCGUUGAGGAGCCCCAUACCAACCACAGUGCCCACGGCUCUAUACACUCCUUAGACACCGAGGUGGUGGCAGGUGCACACAUGGACCCCUACAAGGAAAACUUGCGGCGAGUCCAGUCGACGGACAGCCUCGGCUCCUCUCUGUCGGCCCAGCAGGGCUUGGGAGGCCACAACCACAAAGCCAAGUCGGCCAGCCACUUGGAUGAGUCGGACUUUGGGCCCUUGGUGGGCGCUGACUGCGGGGUGACUGAGGGGAAUUUUGGUGAAACAGCCUCGGUCAGCUCCAUCAAGCUAACGGCCAGCCACUUCCUGCUGACUAAAGACCAGGAGAAGGCCAUCAAGGCCAUGACGCCAGAGCAGGAGGAGACGGCGUCACUGCUGUCCAGCAUCUCCCACGCCCCUGACACCGCCUACUUACCGCCCUCUGGCUACCGGCUGGUCAGCGACAGUGAAUGGAACCUGCUGCAGCAAGAGGUGAAAAAUGCCGGUCGGAAGCUUGGCCGGCGUUGCGACAUGUGCUCCAACUACGAGAAGCAGCUGCAGGUCAUCCAAGGACAGGAGGCUGAGACACGGGAUCAGGUGAAGAAGCUUCAGGUGAUGCUGCGACAGGCCAACGAUCAGCUGGAGAGGACGAUGUCUGAGAAGCAGGAGUUGGAGGAUUCAGUCAAAUCGGGCAACGAGGAAGUCACGGCUAAGGUGUCAGCCCUGGUGCAGAGAGUCCAGGAGUCAGAAACACUACUGAGCACACUACAGCAAGGGUUCAGUCAAGCUAAGAGGAACACACAGGAACAGAUGGCGGUGCUGAUGCAGUCAAGGGAGCAGGUGGCAGACGAACUAAGCCGACUACAGAGAGACAACGAGAGCCUGCAGGGAAAACACAGGCUUCACCUAGAAUUACAGCAGCAAGAGGAUUUUCAGAUGCCCAACACUGUGCAAGAGCUGCAAGGCCUGGUGCUGCAGCUGCGAGAGGACAUGGUGGCGGUGCGGACGGCGGCCGAUCACCUGGAGGAGAAACUGAAAGCCGAGAUCUUGUUUCUGAAGGAGCAGAUCCAGGCGGAGCAGUGUCUGAAGGAAAACCUGGAGGACACGCUGCAGCUGGAGAUCGAGGGCUGCAAGGAGGAGAUAGACAUCUUGGAAGCGUCUUUCUCCAGUCUGAAGACGGAGCUGGAGCGAGUGAAGGCUGAGAAGGAGCAGUUGCAGAACAGUCUAUCAGAGAAGAGUGAAACACUGGAGACCAUCCAGGGCCUGAAGACCAACCUGGAGCAGCAGCUUAAGGAGCUGAGCUCCACCAAGAGUGCACUAGAGAGUCAGGUGCUGGAUGAGAGAGACAAAGCCCAGCGGCUGCAGACAGAGCUGGAUGUCAGUGAGCAGGUUCAGAAGGACUUUGUCAAGCUUUCUCAGACCCUACAGGUACAGUUGGAGCGAAUAAGGCAGGCAGACUCCUUGGAUCGCAUCAGAGUCAUCCUCAAUGACACCAACUUGACUGACAUCAACCAGCUUCCAGAGACAUGAUACCAUUUCGAAGCUGCUCUCAGUUUCAUUCUCCCCUUUCUAUAUCACUGGCCCAAUAACAUUAUCUGACCCUUCCAAGCCCCUGCUCCCUGUAACCACCAUGGAAGUGUUAGGAGGGAAAAGGACAGUGUGACUUGAGGAGAACAUGGCCUUUUCUGUACAUUAAGACUCUUGAACACACCAUGGAUAGAAUAAUGAAGAAGAACACUACUAAGAAAAUUGUACAUAAUGGCUGUCUGUGACAGAGGAGUGGACGUCCAUCUUCCUGUGUGUGUUUCUCUUGUUUCUACUGUAGAUAUGACUGUCUGUAUUAGCUCAACCAAAAAAGGAGUUUGUUGUCUUCUAAAGCACUUUCCAUCUUCAACUUCUCUUUCCAGGUAAAUAGAAAACAAUUGGAUGCAUAAGUUUUCUUCUUUUUUUUCUCAAAGCGGUUGAUAAUCGCUCUCUUGUUCUACUCUUUUGUUUCUUUCUGUGUUUUUCUUUUGCUUGAGCUGUUUUUCUGUGACAUUUUCGUACUUGUUUUGGUCAUUUCAUCCUGUGAGGCAUAUGACAAAGACUUGAUGAAGGAAAUUCAUGGAAAAUAUUUGCACAUAACCUACUGGGAUAAAAAAAAGGAACAUAACACAUUGCGAGCAAUACCCUCCAUUUCUUAAGCAUCCUUUACUGUAUCCUACUUUAUCUUUGUUCUUAGCUUCUGACAGGAACCUUUUUGAAAACUGCAAAAAUAUAUGGAGGAAACAUUAUCUCUGUUUAAAGUUGCGUUUUUUAUUUUUCAAGUUCAUACUUUUCUGUUGGUUGUCAAGGAUCCUAUUGAAACACACUAGUUAACCCAGGUCAAGUCAGGACUGUACCACUGCUAAAGAAGUGGCCGGGCAAGGUGAACCAACGGACAGUCUUAGCAUGUAACUGUAAAUUGAAUAUAAUGGAUAAUUGAAGUAAUACUUGAGUCUUGUCAUUCUGCCCUGUGUUUUUUUUUUUUUUUCUUUUCUUGGCAAUCAGGCCUUUUUUAAAUGUAAUACUACUUCUCUAAAAUUAUGAUUGGCAACUAAUUCCAAGACUGGCACUACCACAGCACUCACACUGGUUGUUCAUUGAAUCUGCUUCAAUAAAGUAAAAGGUGCUGUCGGCUUUACAGCAGGCAAAACACUCAAGCUUUUCUCGUUUUGGGCUGUUUGAUUAAACAAUAACAUGAUUCUUUAUUGAUCCCCAUAGGGGCAUUCACCUACGUCUUGCUGCUUGACACAAGGAUGGUCAGAUGCAGAGCAGCUCCCCAAAGCUCGUAAGAAUUCAGUCUUGCUCAAUGACACUUCGGCAGGGCAGAUGAUUGCUUUGGUCAUCCUGCUGAAUGAGUCUUUUUCAGUGGGCAGACACAGUUUAAGGACAGUUGGAAUAGUUUUCAUACCUGUAGCAAGGCUGAGGUUUGAAGUUGCUCCUUCACCACAGCAAGACAUUCCCCUGACUGCGAAGCUGCUGAUCCUCCUAAGGGACGGAUUUCUUUGGGGAAACCUUACAACAACCUCACCCAUGCAGACUUGCUACUACAACACAGACAGGUUGCAUCUCCAUUGACUUUACUCACAUGGUGAAAGGAAAUAAAGCCCAGUACAGUACGGUUCACCAAAUCUCUGACUAGAGUGGAAGAAAUAUCUGUAUGUAUGUCCGUCCUUUGAUUUUUGCAACAAGUGUCCAUCCGAUUGAUUUGACACUCGGCGGGUGUGUUGCCGAGGACCCGAGGGAGUGCAGUAAAGUUGUUUGGAUGUGCGGUUCUCCAGAAAGCUGCAAACAGCAAUACUGGAAACCCAUUCUGGCACCUUUUGAACUGGGACACUGCAUUGGUGCUGACAAAUUGUGAAUAACUAACGUCAUGCUGCUGCCAUGCUAUUGACUUGGAACCAUAGAACAGUCAAAAACUAGAAUUUCAGACUUAGGAGCCUGGUACCAGGGCAUCGAAGGCUUCAAAAACACAUACCAGAAGGGACUGACUGCCAUUCAAGUUAGUGCAGAUUAAUGUAGUGUCAAACAUUUUGAAUCAGUGAAGUCAAUGCACAUGCGGUAUGACUGAGGUUUGACUUGGAAAGGUAAAAACGACAGACACUAAUAGUUAGUCUUUCCUGCACCAAAAAAAAAAAAUCCAUGUCCUUUAUUUACCCUUAUUU
Molecule: messenger RNA, 4853 nt
Organism: Myripristis murdjan (pinecone soldierfish)
Lineage: Eukaryota; Metazoa; Chordata; Actinopteri; Holocentriformes; Holocentridae
Gene: rabep1
Product: rabaptin, RAB GTPase binding effector protein 1
Exons: 19
Coding region: 112-2697 (861 amino acids)
Biological process (GO): endocytosis
Cellular component (GO): intracellular membrane-bounded organelle
Molecular function (GO): growth factor activity; GTPase activator activity
Source: RefSeq, a predicted model, not a curated record